This is a messenger RNA of Exaiptasia diaphana, 2728 nucleotides long. Its product is annotated as atrial natriuretic peptide receptor 1. Lineage: Eukaryota; Metazoa; Cnidaria; Anthozoa; Actiniaria; Aiptasiidae. The transcript has 17 exons. Gene Ontology annotation, molecular function: ATP binding; peptide receptor activity; protein kinase activity. The record is from RefSeq and is a predicted model, not a curated record. Bases 212 to 2053 code for a protein of 613 amino acids. Gene Ontology annotation, biological process: protein phosphorylation; receptor guanylyl cyclase signaling pathway; intracellular signal transduction.
UAUUGUSAUUUGGGCUGGAGGAAGGACAACACCUCCAGCUGAUCACCCUCCUUGUGGAUGGGUYAAYGAACACUGCGUAGAACAAGACCAGGAAGCUUCGAGGUUGAUUAACGUUGCCAUUGGUAGCGCAACCGCUGGUGUCGUUGUCCUGGCUUUGGUCUUCAUUGUCAUCACCCGAAAACUACGCUAUGAAAUCGACUUGGCUCAAAAUAUGACAUGGAAAAUCAAAUUUGAUGAUUUGAAGAUACACUCCUUAGAAACAGAGAAUGAAUAUCUGGAAGAAGAUACAAAAACAAAUUUUCUUAUGCGUUCAAUACCGCAAAUCGAAAGCGAAGCUGAAAGUUCUCGGAAACCAAAUCGAAGCAACUUUGCAAACGCUGCCAAGGGUUUUUCGCCUUUGAGCAGGAAAGCACGCAACCAAGAAAAUAUCAACAUUAACCAGGAAGGAGAGCGUGUUACCGAUCUUGCAGAAUUUCAGGGACGAACUGUGGUAAUGAAAAGAUUAAGUAAGAAAAGCGUUCACUUGUCCCGAAAAGUUCUCAUUGAACUAAAACAGGUAAGAGAUAUAAAUCACGAGAACUUGAAUACAUUCAUUGGAGCUUGUAUCGAGUCGCCAAACAUUUUGUUGGUGUGGUCACACUGCAGAAAGGGGAGCUUGCAGGAUGUGCUGAACAACGAUGAGUACAGGAUAGACGAAGCUUUUAAAAUGUCUAUGUUUGUUGAUAUMUCUGCUGGAAUGAAGUUUCUUCACGGCAGCCCAAUCAAAUUCCAUGGUUCUUUGACGUCAUCAAAAUGUGUGAUUGACAGUCACUGGGUUGUAAAGAUUACUGAUUGGGGCUUGCAUAACUUCAAAGCUGGUCAGGAGAAAGAYCACGUUGAAAAGGUUUCCACUGAAUUAUUAUGGGCUGCUCCUGAACACAUCAACUUGUCCAAACUUGAAAAAGGAGGGAUGUCCCAAAAGGGCGAUGUGUACAGUUUUGGAAUCAUUCUCCAGGAAAUUUCGACCAGAACUGGACCAUUCAAUGACUGCGGAUUGGAACCACAAGAAAUUAUUCAGCGUGUUAAAGCUCACGACGACCCACCUUUCCGUCCAAAAUUGUCAACAGAGGAAGUUCGUCCAGAAAUCAUGCAACUGAUGUGUGAAUGCUGGAACGAAGACCCUGAAGAAAGACCUCACUUUCUUCGCAUUUGUGAACGUCUUAAGAAAAUCAGUGGAAGACUCAGGAAUACGAAUUUCAUAGAGAACAUGGUGUCAAUGAUGGAGAAACAUUCCAACCACUUGGAACAACUUGUGGAGGAAAGAAAUCGUCAGUUGAAUGAAGAAAAAGAAAAAACUGAUCGUCUUCUUUGCCGGCUUCUACCACAACCAGUUGCCGAACAGCUGAAACUUUACAAUUCAGUUCAAGCAGAAGAGUUUGAAGAAGUGACCAUUUUCUUCAGUGACAUUGUUGGUUUUACUAAACUGUGCUCUAACAGUCAGCCCUUGGAGGUUGUAGAUUUCUUGAAUGAUCUUUAUGUGGCAUUUGAUGAAAUCAUMUCUAAUUACGACGUUUACAAGGUUGAAACAAUUGGUGAUGCGUACAUGGUGGUCAGCGGUUGUCCAGUAUUGAAUGGUAAAAAUCACGCUGGGGAGAUAGGUAGCAUGGCUCUUGACGUGUUAAGUAGCAUGACUCAAUUUACGAUACGCCAUCGUCCUGAUGAACAACUCCAACUUCGCAUUGGGAUCCAUACAGGUCCAGUUGUUGCUGGUGUCGUUGGUGUCACCAUGCCAAGAUACUGUAUGUUCGGCCAUUCAGUCAACAUUGCCAUGAAAAUGGAAAGCACUGGAGUUGGUCUUCGUAUCCAUGUGAGCAAGGACGCACACCUUCGCCUUGUUGAACUUGAAGGCUUCUUCUUCGAGGAAAGAGACGAAGCCAAAUCGAAGAGUCUUGGCAUGUCAACUACUUACUGGUUGGUUGGUAAAGAGGGCUUCAACAAACCUUUACCUGAUCCAGCACCAGAUAUCAGUGAACAGGUCUUUGAGACAUUGGAAAGACUCUUUUACUCAGUCUGAAUUGUUGACUGAUGACCUGAAGAAAGGAAGAAUUUCAAUUAUUAUUCACUUAGUUUCAAAAUAUUUAAUAUUUAUUAUAAGAAUCGGAUAAUCAUUCUCUGGCAUGCAUUCUCAGAAAAGUGGCUUGUUUUUAAGAUAUUCAUAUUCUGAGACUCUUAUGUUAUCAUUUCUAUUGUAGAAGUCUAAAUAUCCAUAUAGAACCUUGGUAGAGCGGAUUUCGUAUGACUGCAAAAAACACGGUACUUUCGUGCUGUGACCGUACCGUGCCGUAGCGGUGAUGUAUUGUUAAAUCUUUAUUUUUAUUUGAAAUCCUAGAUGUUGUGAUCCGUGCCGUUACAGCAACGGGCUGGAAACUAAAAUUUUAUAUGGAAAUCGAAGAGUUGGGGAAACGGUUGCAUAGUCAUACGAAAUCCGCUCUAUUACUUAUUGAAAACAUUGCCUUUAGGGAAAACUUCGGAAUUUAUUUCAGACAGUACUUGUACCCCCUUGAUCCUGACUCUUUCAUACAUCCACUGGCAUUACAUAAUCCAUGCAAUAAGAAUGCGAUGAUUACUUGAAUAUUUUCUCUUGUUUGUAAAACAUCGGAAUUAGAGUGCAAGUCACAUAAGCAUGAAACAAUUCCUAACUAUGUAGUGCUAAAUAAGAUUUAGUUAUCAACUAAGAAUUGAGAACAAC